Molecule: messenger RNA, 1317 nt
Organism: Cladocopium goreaui
Lineage: Eukaryota; Dinophyceae; Suessiales; Symbiodiniaceae
Source: the annotation of a GenBank genome assembly
GCGAUCACAACCCGCAAACCCCUUGUCCGCUUAGUGCAGACAACGAAUGACGGGAAGUUCAAAGCCCCCUUCAACGGUGGCGAACGGCCGGUAUCAAAUUGAGAAGAAGCUGGGUGCAGGCUGCUUUGGAGAGGUGUGGCAGGGGCGAGACAAACAGACGAACGAGAAAGUUGCGGUAAAGUUCGAGGAUUCAUCGGGACAUGCACUCCAACUGGAGCAUGAACAGCAUGUCCUGAAGAUCUUGGCUCAGCCGAAGAAGCCUCAAGGCUUUGCAGAGCUCUUCUGGUGUGGCCAAGAGCAACGCUUCAUGUGCCUCGUCAUGGAGAUGCUCGGAAAAUCCUUGGAGGACAGGCUCCAAGGUUUGGGAUCAUCACAAGGCGGACAGCCUAAGUUCAAUGCACAGACCGCCGUGCUCAUUGCGGAGCAAGUGCUCAGGCGCAUCGAAUACCUUCAUUCCAAGGGCAUUGUCCACAGGGACAUCAAACCAGAGAAUUUCAUGUUUGGCAUCAAGAGCAGAAUCCAUCAUUUGUACCUCAUUGACUUUGGUCUUAGCAAGAAGUACUUUGAUCAGAAGCAUGUGCAACUUCGAACACAGCUGAGCCUUACUGGUACUGCUAGGUAUGCCUCUAUCAACGCACACAAAGGGAUCGAGCAGAGCCGUCGCGAUGACUUGGAGGCCAUUGGCCACAUGCUGAUGUACUUCCUUCGAGGAUCUCUGCCAUGGUCGGGCCUGGAUGCAAAGACGCAGGAAGAGAAGUACAGGAAGAUUCGCGAGAAAAAGGAAUCAACUCCUCUGGAUGAACUAUGCGCAGGUCGUCCACCGGCCUUUAAAGACUACCUGCUAAGGGCCCGCUCUUUGGAGUUUAAGGAGCGACCAGACUAUAUCGCCCUCAGGAAGCUGUUUGCAGAUGUUCGUGCGGAGAUAGGACCUCAACAGGACCAUGGCUUCCAGUUUUUGGAGGGCCGUGACUUGGGCACACUGGAGCCAUUGGAGUUUAUUGAUGUCCGGCAACCAGAUGAUCAGGCUCCAACAGGGGGGUUCUCUUUUUGCUUUUGCGGGAGCAAGUCAGCAGUUCGGGACUAGACAGUCCAAGUCUCAGUCAAGCUCAGCACGCACCAGAACUGGUACCGGAACGGUUGGUACCGUGCCAGGUGUGAUCUUUCCAAACUGAAGUGACUAGAAGUGACUAGAAAGAGGGCAGCCUACAGUAUCCGUUUCUUAUGGUUUCUUUCUUCGAUACCUCUGUUCCUAUUGUUCCUUCAAUGUAGGAUAUGUAGGUCACCAGAGUUACCAGGUUUUCUUUUCGGGAAUGCAAG